AUGGCUCUCGUUCUACAAGCUUAUACAUUCGCCCAGCAAUAUGUCAACUCAUGCUUGCACCCUACGCCGACAAAAAGCCCCAUGGCUUUGAGGCUUGGAGUGAUUUCAAGCGCCCAAAUUAAUGCUGCCGCCGUCAUUCACCCGGUCGAAACUCACCCAGACGUCAUUUUAUACUCGAUUGCCUCUCGAGACGUGCAGGUCGCGCAACAAGCGGCUAAAAAAUACAACUUCAGAAAGGCCGUUGGCUCGUACCAGGAGCUUCUCGACGAUCCCGACGUGGACAUCGUGUACAUAUCCACACCAAAUGGGCUACAUUACGAGUGGUCUGCGAAAGCGCUUCGGGCUGGUAAACAUGUCUUGUGCGAGAAGCCAUUUACCUCCAAUGCAGAGGAGGCUCGAAAAUUAGUUGGGUUGGCAAAGGAGAAGAACUUGAUUUGUGAAGAAGCGUUCCAUUGGCAGUUUCAUCCAGCAGCACACUUGUUUAGACAAAUCCUCGAGUCUGGUCAAUACGGACGGAUUCUGCGAACGGAUGCGAUAAUGACGGCAAGUCCAGGUGUACCGGAUGGAGAUAUCCGAUGGCAGUUUGAACUGGCUGGUGGCUCGAUGAUGGACAUGACUUAUGCUCUCUCCUUCACACGCUAUGCUCUUCGCGAUGCCAAAUUAAAAGAUAUCCAGACUGCCACUGCACGGCCCUACAAACAAGAUAAGCGUGUCGACGAGGCCAUGCAUUCCUUACUUCUCUUCGAAGAUUCACGAGACAGCCAUCUAAUCCAAAGUCGGGUAUAUACCGACAUGUCAAGAAAAUGGAUCAUUAACAAAAUUGUUCCGCGCAUGUGGGAGCUGCCUUCUAUCGAAGUCGAGACAGAUAAAGCCAUCAUCUAUUUUUACAAUGCAAUGAUGCCACAUCUGUACCACUAUAUUGCCAUUAGUGAUAAAAUGACCGGGAAGACCGAGUAUAAGAAGCAAUACGACGGUGGGCCGUGCUGGGGCGAAGCCUGGACAACCGGCGGCAAGGGAGGCAAAAGUUAUUGGAGUACCUACCGGUAUCAGCUGGAGGCUUUUACGCACAAGGUCAGAGGUAAAGACGUACCGUAUUGGAUUCCGGGAGAGGAGAGUAUCGCGCAGAUGGAAGUGAUUGAUGCGAUUUACCAGGCGGCUGGGCUUCCAGUAAGACCGUCUAUCUCGACAAAAGCAUAG
Messenger RNA from Talaromyces rugulosus, 1197 nucleotides. RefSeq lists its product as uncharacterized. The record is from RefSeq and is a predicted model, not a curated record. Lineage: Eukaryota; Fungi; Ascomycota; Eurotiomycetes; Eurotiales; Trichocomaceae. The transcript has 4 exons. Gene Ontology annotation, molecular function: nucleotide binding. Bases 1 to 1197 code for a protein of 398 amino acids.